AAAGUAGAUGAAGUUAAAUCUCCCCCUUGUCCCUCCUUUCAGUCAUCUUGCUCGAAUUAUUGUGUCUUUGAGGAGGAAGCUCUGAACUUCUAGUUUCCUUCUCAGUGCAUUUGAUGUGAGAAGAGAUUUAGGUUUCUUUGUAUCUAAACCAAGUGGAUCAGAUGAUUUAUUACCAGAAGCUAGUUUGGUCGCAAUGGGAGGGGGGUGUUUGGGUUGGUGGUGCAUGUGAGCUUUUCGUUUUCAUCUAGCGUUGACGCGCCACUGUCAAUUUCCCGUCGCUGUGGGGCGGCUCAGGGUCCCGGUAUCCAUGGCGUUUUAAAGAUAACCGGCCUCGAGGUGCAUCAAUGAAUCUAGGCUCUAGACUCUUCCACCAAUCACGGGACGGUUUAACUUUUCUUUGUCCUUUCCGUCCUCGGAUCUUUCCGGUACGUUCCCUGAGGGACCGAGAAGGCGUGAAUGGUUGAGAUGGCUUGAAACCUUGGAAGCCCACGUGGUCCGCAAUAAUUGAGGUCCUACAACUACUCUGUGCAUCUCUCCCUGUAUAGGAUGUCUCUCGAUAGAACCCAGAAACCAGAUACUGACCAGAAACAGGGACCGAUCCUAGGCUGGGUGACCUAGAGACGCCAUUUGCUUCCUGGGCUCUAUCUGGAUCCCUAGCUUUUAACUGUGGGGAAUGAGGACUACCCACGUGUCCAAUAGUGACGUGGGGCCUUGCUCAGUAUAUAGCCAGAAGGGAAAUACAGGGUUAACAGCUAAAUGGCCAUUAAUGUUGUCGACUACCUGUCUCUCUCUACCUCUACAGUAUCUGGAACAUUGUAAUUUAUUUUUCAGAAGCUGUUGAGAUUGUAGGACAGGAGGAGCAGAGAACCAUUGACUGUUCGUACUUGUUUCGACAUAGAGCGGAAAAGAAAAUCGAUUCUGAUUGAUGUUCUUGGUGUAUUGGAUCUGAUAUUCCGGUGGUUUUUGUCAUUUUCCGGUAUGAGUACGCGGAGUGAUGACAUGGUAUUGAUUCUGAAGGGGAAGAAGGUUGGUGAACCUUCUGUGAUCACCGUGAAUUGCCCAGACAAGACCGGACUCGGAUGCGAUCUCUGCAGAAUUAUUCUCGAAUUUGGGCUUCGCAUUACCAAGGGAGAUGUCUCAACUGAUGGGAUUUGGUGCUACAUCGUAUUAUGGGUGGUUCCUCAUCCGACUUCGCUCACUGUGAGUUGGGCAAGCUUGAAGAAUCGGCUUUUAUCCGUGUGCCCUUCAUAUGCAGUUUCAUUUUACUUCAAUCAACAGUCAAGUUGCUCUACAACUUCCCCAGUUUACCUGUUGAAAUUUUGUUGCUUUGACCGGAAGGGUUUGCUACACGAUGUCACUGAGGUCCUCUGCGAACUUGAGCUUAUCAUUCAAAGAGUAAAAGUGAUGACAACCCCUGAUGGCAGGGUCUUGGACUUCUUUUUCAUAACAGAUAGCAUGGACCUGUUACAUACAGAAGAGAGGCGGGAUGACACAUGUAAACAGCUUCAUGCUGUUUUGGGAGAAUCAUGUAUCGUCUGUGAGCUUCACUUGGCAGGACCUGAAUAUCAAACUCGACUGGGGGUAUCUUCUCUUUCGCCAGUGGUUGCUGAGGAAUUAUUUAGUUGUGAAUUAUCAGACAAGGAAAACCUUUCUCAAGCUCUUAGUCCAGAUUUGACAAAACUGAAGGACGUUAAUGUCUCAAUAGACAAUUCCCUAAGCCCUGCUCAUACAUUGCUCCAAAUACAGUGUGUUGAUCAAAAGGGCCUUCUUUAUGACAUUAUGAGAACUUUGAAGGACUGCAAUAUUCAGAUAGCGUAUGGAAGAUUCUCAUCAAGCAACAAAGGUCUUCGAACUGUUGACUUAUUUAUCCAGCAAACAGAUGGAAAAAAGAUUGUGGAUGUGGACAAGCAGAAUUCUUUGUGUCACUGUUUGAAGUUAGAGAUGCUUCACCCAUUGCGGGUAAUUAUUACCAACCGUGGCCCUGAUACUGAACUCUUGGUUGCCAACCCAGUAGAAUUAUCUGGAAAGGGAAGACCCCGUGUUUUCUAUGAUGUUACACUUGCUCUGAAAGUGCUGGGGAUUUGUAUUUUCUCGGCUGAAAUUGGAAGGUAUUCUACAACAGAUCGCCAAUGGGAAGUCUACAGAUUCCUUUUGGACGAAAGCUGCGAGUUUCAACUGUCAAGCAGUCAAGCUAGAAAUCAUAUUGUAGAUAGAGGGUUUGCAGAAGUAAAAGUCUUCCCUUAACAAUGAAGAGAUUAAUGGAGAUUCAUUUGCUGAUCUUCCUUCUUUCUUCCGGCAUUCUCCUCCGGCUGUCGUUGAGCCAAAGCAUUGCACAACCAAACUAUGCAGCCAACUACUGCUCAGGAGGUAAUUACACUGCUAACAGCAUAUACCGCAGCAACCUCAGUAAUGUAUUCUUUCAUCUACACAAUUAUAUUACCAACAGUGCCAGAUUUAGCACCACAACAUCUGGCCAGAAUCCAGACAUAGUCUAUGGUCUCUUUAUGUGCAGAGGCGAUAUUACCUCACAAGAAUGUAUACAAUGCCUUGAUACUGCAAUGACAAAUAUCACACAAAGUUGUCCCAAUGAGGAAACCGCAAUAAUAUGGUAUGGUUUAUGCAUGUUGCGCUACUCAAACCAGUCUUUCUUCUCAACUUUGCAAUAUGAUCCGACUUAUCAUCUGUGGAAUCUCAAUAACGCAACCAACUCAAGUCAGUUUAGGCAGACUGAUAGAUCUUGUGGGUAAUCUGAUGGAACAGGCAACCUUUUCCACUGGCAAGUUUGCAAAUGGGACUCUAAAGUAUAGUAAAAGCAGUAAUGAGAUACAUGGGCUGGUGCAGUGUACACUUGAUAUAUCUCAGGGUGAUUGCCUCAACU
Molecule: messenger RNA, 2878 nt
Organism: Macadamia integrifolia
Lineage: Eukaryota; Viridiplantae; Streptophyta; Magnoliopsida; Proteales; Proteaceae
Product: ACT domain-containing protein ACR9-like
Exons: 7
Coding region: 979-2244 (421 amino acids)
Source: RefSeq, a predicted model, not a curated record